Molecule: messenger RNA, 660 nt
Organism: Hydra vulgaris (swiftwater hydra)
Lineage: Eukaryota; Metazoa; Cnidaria; Hydrozoa; Anthoathecata; Hydridae
Molecular function (GO): zinc ion binding
Source: RefSeq, a predicted model, not a curated record
AAAAGUCAGAGGAAGUUUGUCUAUAGUGAUGAUGUUUGAAGUCUUUAACUAUUGUUUCAGUUAACAUUGAGGAAAUACCCAGAAUGGAGGAUCCUGAACUUGUAAUUGCCGAGCUACGUGCAGCAACCAAUGUACCGUUAAAGCAGCUUGUACCACCAUCAAUAAAAGUCCUUUCCAACAUGCUAACAGUGGUACAUAAUCCAACCAUCAAAGUUUUUACAGUUUCUGGACCAGAUAGCAAGGCGGAAGUGGUGAAGUUAUUUCCGAAAGAAAGCUGCACAUGUCCUUCAUCAACAAUGUGCUGCCAUAUACUAGCAGUUAAACAUAGCAUUGGUGUUGAGCAUUGUAGUGAAAGGAGACCUCUUAAUUUGACUAAUUUGCGACGCAAUUCGCGUAAAAAAGGUGACAAAAAAUCAGGAAGGAAGAAGCCAAGGAAAGGAGAUAUUUCCUUUAUCCCUGCACCAGAUGCAAUUGCCACAACCAAAAAUCUUGAAAUAAAUUGCUUAGAUGAUUUCUUGACAGAAAAUAUUGACCUAAAAGAUAUUGCUAUGGCGACCCCAUUAACUCAAUGUAAAAUGUAAAAUAAUUGUUUUUAAAAUUUUAGCAUUUUAAUAUUUAGUGUAAGUGUUUUUUUAUAACUAAGUUGUAUAUUUUAUUUAA